Molecule: messenger RNA, 917 nt
Organism: Raphanus sativus (radish)
Lineage: Eukaryota; Viridiplantae; Streptophyta; Magnoliopsida; Brassicales; Brassicaceae
Product: homeobox-leucine zipper protein HDG2-like
Exons: 2
Coding region: 510-770 (86 amino acids)
Source: RefSeq, a predicted model, not a curated record
CAAUCAACAGUUUACCUAAUCACAAACAUUGCUUCUAAGAGAUAAACUCUCUAUCUCUCUUUUUCCUUAACUAUUUUGUGAGUUUUUUUUUUUGUGGAAUGGUGCAGUGAUAACCAACCAGGCAAAUCAGAGCGUUAUGAAAAUAGCUGAGAGGAUGAAAAGAAGUUUCCUUUCUGGAGUGGCCACGUCAGCAGGAGAUAUAUGGUUUAAGUUGCCUGGUAAUACUGUCAGAGUGAUGACUCGGAAGAGCUUGAAUGAUCCAGGAAGGGCCUGUAGGGGUCAUUCUCUAUGCAUCCACUUCGUUUUGGCUCCCGGUUCCUCCUAACACAGUCUUUGACUUCCUCAGAGAUGCCAACAAUCGAACCAAUGUUAGUACCUUUCUUGGAACACUAACUCCUCUUCCCUUUGCUUUCUUUCUUGAUAUUUAGAACAUGUGUUGAAAUGUUAUCUGCAGUGGGAUGUUAUCACAACUGGAGGGGAGGAUGUGCAGUUGAUGUCACAGAUUGAAAAUGGGAGAGACAGUAGGAACUGUGUAUAUUUUACUCCGGACCCCAAACACUAGCCAGAAGAAGAUGAUGAUGAUGAUGAUUCAAGAGACCUCUACUGACCCAACAUUGACAGAGAGUGUUGUUCUCAAGGGAGGUGACCCUGACUAUGUGUCACUACGUCCUACGGGUUUUGCUAUUCUUCCAGAUGGUACGGCUCAGCAUGGAAGAGAAGGAGGGUCACUCGUGAGCGCUGCCUUUCAGGUUCUUGCACUCAAGAAAUGAGCAACUCGCUGGUUUCUGGCGGGCUGAGUGAGCAAGUUCACCUGCAAACGUUUCAAAAGACAGAGUGAAAGAUGUUUAAUUAUGACCAGACAACCCUAAUAAUAGUAACAGAACUUGAUCCUAACAAUCCAAAAAGGAUACUGUAAA